Molecule: messenger RNA, 4030 nt
Organism: Ilex paraguariensis (yerba mate)
Lineage: Eukaryota; Viridiplantae; Streptophyta; Magnoliopsida; Aquifoliales; Aquifoliaceae
Source: the annotation of a GenBank genome assembly
CUUUGGUUCUUCGCUUCACAUCUCUCUCUCUCUCUCUCCAAAUCCCUAGUAGAGAGAGAAACGCAGUAGCAAAACUCUCUACAAAACCCUCGGAUCUGCUUUCUUCUUUGGUUCCUUCAAGAUGUCGUCGCUGAGCAGAGAACUUGUAUUUCUGAUACUUCAGUUUCUGGAUGAAGAGAAAUUCAAAGAGACAGUUCACCGAUUGGAGCACGAGUCUGGGUUUUUCUUCAAUAUGAGGUAUUUCGAGGAAAUGGUGACGAAUGGUGAUUGGGAUGAGGUGGAAAAGUAUUUAUCUGGGUUUACCAAGGUUGAUGAUAAUAGGUACUCAAUGAAAAUUUUCUUUGAGAUUCGAAAGCAGAAAUACCUUGAAGCCUUAGACAAGAAGGAUCGUGCCAAAGCUGUUGAUAUUUUAUUGAAGGACUUGAAAGUGUUUUCGGCUUUUAAUGAAGACCUUUUUAAAGAAAUAACACAGCUUUUGACUUUGGAGAACUUUAGAGAUAAUGAGCAGUUAUCUAAGUAUGGAGACACUAAGUCUGCUAGGGGUAUAAUGCUUGCUGAACUCAAGAAGUUGAUUGAGGCAAACCCCCUAUUUCGUGAUAAGCUAAACUUCCCUAGUUUGAAGAACUCGAGACUGCGGACAUUGAUUAAUCAAAGUUUGAAUUGGCAGCAUCAGCUUUGUAAAAAUCCGAAGCCUAAUCCCGACAUAAAAACCCUCUUUGUAGACCAUUCUUGUGGACAGUCACAGCCGAAUGGUGCACGGGCUCCAUCCCCUGUAACUCAUCCACUAAUGGGUGCUGUUCCCAAGGCAGGGGGGUUUCCAUCUCUGGGUGCUCAUGGUCCAUUUCAGCCGGCACCUGCUCCUCUGCCAACAUCUCUUGCUGGAUGGAUGGCUAAUCCAUCUCAGGUGCCUCAUCCUUCAGCUUCUGCUGGGCCCAUUGGUUUCACUGCACCUAAUAAUGCAGUUACUCAUGGAGCUAUAUUAAAGCGCCCUAGGACUCCUCCUACAAACAACCCAGCCAUGGACUAUCAAACGGCUGAUUCUGAACAUGUGUUGAAAAGAUCAAGACCUUUCGGGAUAUCUGAUGAAGUCAAUAUUAUUCCUGCCAAUAUUUUACCUGUUGGAUACCCAAGUCAUCAGAGUCAUGGUCAGAGUUCAUACGUGUCCGAUGACUUGCCCAAGGCUGUUUUAAUGACUCUAAAUCAGGGUUCAGCUGUCAAGAGUAUGGAUUUUCAUCCAGUACAGCCAAUCUUCCUUCUUGUUGGAACAAGCACGGGAGAGAUCAUGUUGUGGGAUCUCGUUAGUAGGGAGAGGCUUGCACACAAAAGUUUCAAGGUUUGGGAUCAGGGAGCACGUUCAAUGGCUCUGCAGGCAUCUCUUGCGAACGAAUAUGCAGCAUCAAUUAACCGUGUGAUUUGGAGUCCUGAUGGCGCCCUGUUUGGUGUUGCAUACUCCAAGCACAUUGUGCACAUAUACUCCUACCAUGCCGGUGAUGAUCUAAGAAACCACCUAGAGAUUGAUGCUCAUGUUGGUAGUGUCAAUGAUCUUGCCUUUUCUUAUCCAAACAAACAACUUUGUAUUGUCACGUGUGGGGAGGAUAGGCUCAUUAAGGUAUGGGAUGCAGUAACAGGGGCCAAGCAUUAUUCAUUUGAAGGUCACGAAGCACCUGUAUAUUCUGUAUGUCCACAUUACAAGGAAAAUAUUCAGUUUAUCUUCUCGACCGCAACUGAUGGGAAAAUAAAGGCAUGGUUGUAUGACAACAUGGGUUCAAGAGUUGAUUAUGAUGCACCGGGUCAUUCAUCUACUACAAUGGCAUACAGUGCUGAUGGAACGAGGUUGUUUUCAUGUGGAACCAAUAAAGAAGGAGAGUCACAUAUCGUGGAAUGGAAUGAAAGUGAAGGGGCUGUUAAGCGAACAUACAUUGGUCUUGGGAAGCGAUCAGUGGGAGUUGUGCAAUUUGAUACCACUAAGAAUCGAUUUCUGAUUGCUGGUGAUGAGUUCAUGGUCAAAUUUUGGGACAUGGACAAUGUUAAUCUGUUGACAACCACCGAUGCUGAGGGUGGAUUACCGGCUUCUCCUUGUAUCCGAUUUAACAAGGAAGGGAUGUUGUUGGCUGUGUCAACAAAUGAUAAUGGCAUUAAAAUUCUAGCAAAUGCGGAUGGGUUUAGGCUACUACGAACUGUGGAAAAUCGUUCAUUUGAUGUUUCUAGAGUUACUGCUGCAGCUGUAGUGAAGGCCCCCGGUAUAGGCGCAUUUGGUGCUGCUAGUGCUAGUGUUGGAUCAGGCAUUGCCGAUCGAGCUGCUCCAAUGGUAUCCAUGGUUCCAAUGAAUGGUGACAAUCGAAUAUUGGCAGAUGUAAAGCCCAGAAUUGCAGAAGAGUCAAUGGACAAAUCUAGAAUCUGGAAACUGACGGAGAUUAAUGAACCAUCACAGUGCCGCUCUUUGAGGCUCCCAGAUAAUAUCUCAGCAAUGAGGGUUUCAAGGUUGAUGUAUACUAAUUCAGGACUUGCCAUAUUGGCACUAGCAGCCAAUGCUGUGCACAAGCUCUGGAAAUGGCAGAAGAAUGACCGAAACCUAUCUGGGAAGGCAAAUGCAAGUGUUGUACCACAACUAUGGCAACCUUCGAGCGGAAUAUUGAUGACAAAUGAUAUUAGUGACACAAAUCCUGAAGAUGCUGUUCCAUGCUUUGCACUGUCAAAGAAUGAUUCUUAUGUCAUGUCUGCGUCAGGAGGGAAAAUCUCUUUAUUUAAUAUGAUGACAUUCAAGACAAUGACAACAUUCAUGCCCCCUCCACCUGCAGCAACAUUUCUGGCAUUUCAUCCUCAGGACAAUAACAUUAUUGCCAUUGGCAUGGAGGACUCCUCUAUCCAAAUAUAUAAUGUCCGGGUUGAUGAGGUUAAAACCAAGCUCAAAGGGCAUCAAAAACGAAUAACAGGCCUUGCCUUCUCUAACACUCUUAAUGUGCUUGUAUCUUCUGGAGCUGAUUCUCAGAUGUGUGUUUGGAACACAGAUGGAUGGGAAAAGCAAAUGAGUAAAUACUUGCAGAUUCCAGCUGGGCAUGCAGCUGCUCCUAUUGCAGAUACCCGUGUACAAUUUCACCAAGAUCAGACACAUUUACUAGCUGUACAUGAAACUCAGAUAGCCAUAUAUGAAGCACCUAAACUGGAAUGCCUUAAGCAGUGGGUACCCCGAGAAGCGAGUGGGCCAAUAACACAUGCUACAUAUUCUUGUGAUAGUCAAUUGAUAUACAUCAGCUUUGAAGAUGGAAGUGUAGAUGUUCUCACUGCUUCAACACUUCGAUUAAGAUGUCGAAUUAAUCCCGCUUCCUAUCUACCUGCCAAUCCGAGUUUGAGGGUCCAUCCACUCGUCAUCGCGGCGCAUCCGUCCGAACCUAAUCAGUUUGCAUUAGGACUUACUGAUGGUGGAGUCUGUGUACUCGAGCCACUAGAAUCAGAAGGCAAAUGGGGCACCUCACCUCCUCUUGAAAACGGGGCUGGGCCUAGCACCACUUCAGGUGCAGCCAGUUCAGAUCAACCCCAAAGGUGACGGUCGAACCAUGAGUGUUUCUGUCACUUUCAUGUGAAUUGCACCAUCUCUGAUCCCAGUUAUUUAUUUUUUUUGAGGGAAGUUGCAUAAUUUAGGUACUAUGGUUAUAGGAUACUUGAACUCAAAAGUCUUGUAAAGUCACUUUAGUGGGUAGCAUCAAAAUCAAUUUGAACACAGGCAUGUUACUAUUUUCUCCUUGGAAAUGUUGAGCAAAGUUUCGGUUCAUGGUUUGGCGAUGGAAUGUGGUUUUCUUUGGACCUGGAGGAAUUCGGCAGCAAUGAAUUGUCUUUUUUUCACUUUUUCUGACUAAAUACUUAUCAAAAGGUUCUGACUCCAGAGUUAUUCAGUAAGUUACUUUCAACAGUUAAACGAGUUCUUUUGUCCUACAUUAAAUUCUUCCUUACUUUGGAGUUCGAUGUAAGUAUUUAUGUUUUUUGUUGUUUGUGACAAGAAUAUUCUCUUUCAUUAAUGUGCAAUGCUCUGCCA